AAGGGCUACGCGGGUCGUCCCUUUUUCCUUUCGCUCGAUCACCACUACCUCAGCAGCAACAGUGCCUGGAGCCCGGUGUCCAGUCACUUGCAAUUUUACAAUCGUGCCUCGCCAUCCAUCACUUAUUACAACAUGAAGUCAUUUACGAUGCGGUCGGCCGUUGCCCUGUCGGCCCUCCUGGUCGCCGUCGGCUUGCCAGCUGCCAAUGCCGCCGACGAAGUGUCCAAGGGUUGCUACAGCGAUGCCACGCCCCUAGAAGAUCAAGGAGCCUACACAUAUCAGAGUGACGGAUACUGCCAAAAGCUCUGUUUGGAUGACAACUACUCGGUUUUCGCCCUGACUGGCGGCACGCACUGUCUUUGCGGAAAUAAAUUGCCCGCGGACUCCGCCAAGACUUCCGAUAGCAACUGUGACAAGGGUUGUGCCGGUUGGCCUGAUGUGAAGUGUGGUGGUAAGGACGCGUACUCUGUCUACCUCACGGGACUUAAAGACAACGUCGAGAAAUACUCCUCCUCUUCGAGCUCGACUUCGAGCACCGAAAGCGAAUCGUCAACCAGUACGGCGGAAGGUCAUAUGAGCACGAAGGCUGGGCACACGGUUUUCGUCACGUCGGCAAGUCAAACGGGUGCAGAUGCCGCUGCAGAAAUGAACAAGGAAGACAAGAAGGACUCGGGUCCGAAUACUGCCGCCAUUGCCGCUGGUGUCGUCGUCGGAGUUGUCGGGUUCUGUGCUCUCGUCGGUGCUAUCUUCUUCCUCUGGCGCUUCCGAAACCGCAAGGCCGCCGAGAACCAGUACCGUCGCAGCGUUGGUGUUGACAACUAUGGCGGCAAGCCCAUGUCUCAAAGUUCCAUGUCCGACUCCCGAUUCGACGGUGACUUCAUGGCGCAGAGGCGACAAAGCAAUGGUAGCAUUGAUGACGAUCAGGACUUUUCGCGUCGGAUCUUGCAGGUAACCAACCCUGAUCGCGGCCACUAGGCUGAGCAAUCCGCCAAACGAUUACGGCUCGGUCCGUACGAUCCGACAUCCUAUAUACAACCACCGAUUGAUGUUUUCCUUUCUUCCUUUCUAUUACCAUUUCUGUGUACCUCCAGUCACACCUGAACUUCCGAUUAUUUCACCUUCUAUAUCUCCACCAUGUGUUUAUCUUUAUUUUAUUUAGCGACCUUGCGA
This is a messenger RNA of Aspergillus steynii IBT 23096, 1170 nucleotides long. RefSeq names its product putative WSC domain protein. The record is from RefSeq and is a predicted model, not a curated record. Bases 133 to 975 code for a protein of 280 amino acids. The transcript has 3 exons. Lineage: Eukaryota; Fungi; Ascomycota; Eurotiomycetes; Eurotiales; Aspergillaceae.